AUGUUACAACCAUUUGUUAUUCAACAAGUCUAUGAUGCAUUUAUGGAUCGAGCAGGCAAAAGUGGAAAAAUGAAAAUUAAUGCAUUCAAAAUGGCUUAUCUUGAAACAAAUCCAUGUGCGAAUAUAUAUAAUUUAGAUAUGGAUGCUGAGCGUGCGUUUUUGAUGUUCGAUACUGAUCGUAACGGCGUUUUGACAUUCGACGAAUUCCUCAUAGCAUUUGUUCAAAUGCAAUUAGGUAGCAAUAAUUUAUCUAAUUGUUGGCAAUAG
Rotaria sp. Silwood1 is the source of this 267-nucleotide messenger RNA. Lineage: Eukaryota; Metazoa; Rotifera; Eurotatoria; Philodinida; Philodinidae. The record is from the annotation of a GenBank genome assembly.